GCCAAACCGUUCCAAGGAUUUGCUGCAGUGGGAGGUUGUAGAAGCAGGCAGGGUUUAACAGGUCCCAAAUGAGGAUUAGCCAAAUUAAAAUACAUUGGGUUAAUCAACAAAACAAUCCAAAAAGGCCCAGGCAAGGAUUUGCCUUCCAACAUCCCUGAUGCAGGAGCUCUUGUCAGCUGGAGCGUGAGGAGAGCAGCCACAGACAGUGGCCGGGGUCAGGCUGUUCCCUUAAACAGCAUUUCUUAUUGCUGUUGUCCAGACAGAAUGUGGCCUGGUGUGUCGAGGAGCUGUGGGCUCAAACCAGUAAGGCAUUUCUUAUGCUCUGAUCUUCCUGGCUCCGCUCAUUUGCUGCAGAGGCAUGUGUGUAAAAUAGAGUAGUUUUGUACCAGCUGCGAGGGCUGAUGGUUCACUAUCGACCCACGGCUCCCUGAGCAAGCACUGAGGGAAGGGUGCUCGUUAAAACUUGGUCUAGUUCUCAAAAUACAGCAGGGUCCUGUCAUCACAGAGGUGCUGAUGCGCUUUGAAAUGAGCGUGGGGAAGUAUGUGCUGCAGGUAAGCAACCAGGCAAACUGGAUUUGUAGACUAAGGGGCUCAAGCUUGCUGCAGGGCACCACAAGGCUGCUUUUGUGCCCUAGUUCUGAGGUAUUUCUGGCUGUUAAGAUUGCUUUCUCUUUCUCUAGUCAAGUGUGGGCUGAGAGAGAGGAAGGGUUUUGAAAGUGUGUGUAUGCUGCUGCAUGGCUUUAAAUAAGGCACUUUGUCAUCUCAGCCUUCUCUCUACUGUGUAUUAUGAAAGACCAGUAGGUUUAUUUUAACCAGAAAUGUGCAAACUUUAGCAGAAGCCCUAUGAACUCUGUGCAAAAUACAGGGCAAACAGGGAAUUACGGUGGGAUUCAAACCUAACUGGUGCUUGCUUGCUUACUUUCAGUCUGAAUCAGUGAUGUGUUACACUUAGUGCUCCCUUUACUUCUGCAGGAGCAGUGUGUGAUGUUUUAGUCCCUUUUCAUCAUAGUUGCAUCUGUUAGACCAGGAUAUGUGUGAGUAGCUGUUGAGCCUUAGGAGUUGUACAUGUAGUGGAAGUGAGCAGGAGGCUUCGUUGACCCAAGGCAUCCCUUCAUAACCACAUUAUUGCCUACUGGAGACUCCUGCAGAACAAAAGGGACCGGUUGGGAAGCCAAGAUGAUGUCCUUCAAGCAAGCAUCCCUUGAAGCAAAGGCUGCAGUGGCUGCAGGAGUGGUUUUCCUCUCCAUGAUGCUGUCGCGGAGUUACCUGUCAGAAAAGCUCGACCUCAGGAUGCGGCGCUGGCUCCUGAGGCUGCAGAUGGCACUGUUUGCUAAUGCACUUAUGUUGAUAGGAUCUCUUCACGUGUGGAGAAGUGUAGUUACCACGUUCUCCAGGGCUUCGUUUGCCAGCUCGUUCUGUUUCAUGCCCUGGAAAAUAGCUGUGUUCAUGUUUCUGGCUCUGGCACACUCAAGCUUCUUCACGAUGCUGUUUCUUGUUGCAGAAGAGCCCUAUUUCUUUUCUUUAGCUGCCUACACUUGCCUGGGGGCCUAUAUCAUUCUGAUGUUCUUCCUUUUCACUCUAGGCUCUGUAGAGCAGGCUUACAAGCUGUUGGCUGGGAAAGGGGCUAAGGCAGGCACUGGCCACAAGAACAGACCAGCGAUGAAACCAGUCUUGGCAGUGCUGCUGACUGUUGUGCUGACUGUUGUGGGGCUUUUAAAUGCCUCCCAGCCUCCUGCUGUGAAUUCGGUGGAAGUUCCAGUUCACAAGCUGUCCUCAGCCAUGAAUAACCUGAAAGUGGUGUUGCUUUCAGAUAUCCAUCUGGGGCCUACAGUUGGGAAGACCAAGCUUGCUAUGAUUGUGAGGAUGGUUAAGGCUUUAAAACCAGAUAUCACUGUGAUUGUUGGGGACCUGACUGACUCUGAGGCAGAGAUCCUCCGACCUGCUGUUGAACCUCUUGGAGAACUUGCCUCCCCUCUGGGGACUUACUUUGUCACAGGAAACCAUGAGUACUACACCUCAGAUGUUAGCAACUGGUUUGAGCUGUUAAAAUCAUUCAACAUUCGGCCGCUGCAUAAUGAGAAUGUGAAGAUUGUUUCCCCACAGAGCACCGAGGACUGGUUCUGUCUGGCUGGUGUUGAUGAUAUUGAAGCAGAUGCCUUGCACUACUCGGGACAUGGCAUGGAUUUAAAGCAAGCCCUGGAAGGCUGUAGCAGUGAGCAUGCGAUAGUGCUGUUAGCUCAUCAGCCUGUUGCUGCCAAGUGGGCCCUUCGGGAGAGACCAGACAUCAACUUAAUUCUCUCUGGCCAUACUCAUGGAGGGCAAAUUUUCCCACUAAAUGCUGGAGCUUAUUUGCUGAAUCCGUUCUUUGUUGGCUUGUAUAAAGUUGGGCAGAACACCUUUGUGUAUGUCAGCCCGGGGACGAUGUACUUUGGAAUACCCAUGAGGCUGGGCAGCAGAGCUGAAAUAACAGAGAUAAUUCUCCGUUCUCCUUGAGGAGUUUUCCAUUUGACAGACUUGGACCAUGCUUUUUGGUCAGUAUCUUGGCUCUUUCACUCUGGAAGCCCACCCUGUUUCAGGGAAGCUGCAGAAGAUACGUUGGGGUGGACUUCAGCAGGUUCUGUUCAGUGUGAGCAGAAAACACCAAAUGUAUCUUGGGCCUACAAAACAAAUGGGGGCAUUUUAAAAUGCUGAGGAAAUUAAUUCUUUGUGUUUAUUAUUACUAUUGAGGUUCUGCAUUUAAAGAUAGCACUGAUGUGACAGAGACAAUGUGUCCUGUGCAUGUUCAGCAAUAUCUGUGUCGUGCAGCUGCUUCGUGUUCCACUGUUGGUUAUCCAUCAGGAGCUGCCUUCUCCAGCCUGAGGCAGGUGAAGUCCUCAUCUCUUGCAGCGAAAUCAUUUGUGCAUGUUUUGCAGAAGGAAUUGAAGAGUAUCCACAAAGUCUGUAAACUCAAGAAGCCUUUUG
Pezoporus flaviventris is the source of this 2961-nucleotide messenger RNA. It is a transcript of the gene TMPPE, whose product is annotated as transmembrane protein with metallophosphoesterase domain. The transcript is spliced from 2 exons. Gene Ontology annotation, molecular function: hydrolase activity. Lineage: Eukaryota; Metazoa; Chordata; Aves; Psittaciformes; Psittacidae. The record is from RefSeq and is a predicted model, not a curated record. The coding region runs from base 1177 to 2493 and encodes 438 amino acids.